CUUAUUAUUUCCCUAAUCUGAAGUUUUAAACUCUGAAGGGAGUUGGCGCAUGCUCGUUUUUUCCAACCGUCAAAGCCCUAAACCCUAAAAAAACUCGCAGCAGAUCAAUGGCUUGCAAUGGCACAGGAUGUCAAUCAGGCUGCUACAAAGACACCACCGGUGAUCAACACGACAAUCACAACAAUUCAGCCGCAGAUGCGAACGCCGAUGACAAUAACCGCCGCCACCGGACGACGUGUCUCAAGUGCAAAGCAACCGAAGCCACAGUCUUCACCGGCGGCGACGGUGGUGGCAGAUUCUGUGCUGAUUGCUUCCGGAGUAACCUGUACGGAAAGUUUAAACUUGCUGUCACUUCAAAUGCAAUGAUUUCGCCCACUGAUAAAGUCCUUGUUGCCUUCUCCGGUGGUCCUUCAUCCAGGGUGGCUCUUCAGUUUGUCUCUGAGAUGCAACUCAAAGCCCAGAAAAAUUACGAUGCAACCGCAAAUAGAGAUAGAUCGUUACCAGUUUUUGCUGUUGGAGUUGCUUUCAUCGACGAGAGUGAAAUUCAUCCAGUCGCUUCUGCUGCUUUUGACAAAGCAGUUGAAGACAUUAAAGAGAUCGUGUCUAAUUUGCCUCUACCAACAAAAGAAUUGCACGUGGCUCCUAUCAGCCAUGUCUAUUCAACAAAAACCAGUGAUGGAAAACAGAUGUUAAGGAAUUUAACGAACUCAGUUAGUGAUGCCACCGGAAAAGAAGAUCUUUUGACACAUCUGCGUAUGUUGUCCUUGCAAAAGGUUGCUAUUAAAAAUGGUUACACGAAACUUGUGUUAGGCUCAUGCACAUCAAGAAUAGCUUGCCAUGUACUUUCUGCAACCGUUAAGGGACAAGGGUACUCAUUAGCAGCAGAUAUACAAUAUGCUGAUGCAAGGUGGGAAGUCCCGGUAGUACUUCCCCUACGUGAUUGUCCGUUGCAAGAACUCAAUAUACUUUGCAAUCUUGAUAGCAGUUUAAAGAUUGUGGAUAUUUUCAAUGAAACUGGUGCUGGCAUUAAUGGUCUGGUCUCAUCAUUUGUGAAAAUCUUGCAGGAAGAAAAUCCUUCUCGAGAGUGUACAAUUGUAAGGACUGCAGGGAAGCUUACCCCGUUUCCGUUUAAUAGGAUUCCAGAAGCAAAUGUAGAUGAUGCUGAUCUGGUAUCUCAACGGCGUCAAAAGAAGUUUAAUCUAAAGCCUAUUGAAUCUCUUCCACCCGAGUCAUUUUGUCCAAUUUGCAACAGCCCGAUGAGCUGUUAUGGUAAUGCAGAAUCAAGGCCCGAACUGUUUCGGGCUGCGUGCUGUCCUAGUUGCCAAUACCAGAUACUUCCAGAUGAAGCGUCAUCUAUGGACCAGUUUUAUUCGUUUUUACCGGAAUCUAUCAUUGCAAGAGCAAAAAAUGGGAACCAGAAGUGGAUAAGGGAGAAGAUACAAGAUUGUUUGCUUUUAGACGAUGAAGAUGAAGUUUGAAUCGCCGUUUAGCUGGCAAUUUAAUUUGUUUGCUGCAGAUUAUUGAAUGUAUUUGACAGUAAAGUUGCAGCAAUUAAGAGUUGUUAUGAAAUAGAGUCGAUACGAUAUUAACAUCUGGCUGCAAUCGCUUGUUCGAUGAGGAGCAGAAUUUAGCUUAAGAACCGGCUUUUGCCAUGAAAAUGAUUUUGUUUACAUUGUCGAAAUUGUCAUUAUACUC
Helianthus annuus (common sunflower) is the source of this 1695-nucleotide messenger RNA. Its product is annotated as cytoplasmic tRNA 2-thiolation protein 2. Gene Ontology annotation, cellular component: cytosol. The record is from RefSeq and is a predicted model, not a curated record. The transcript is spliced from 7 exons. Lineage: Eukaryota; Viridiplantae; Streptophyta; Magnoliopsida; Asterales; Asteraceae. Bases 108 to 1478 code for a protein of 456 amino acids. Gene Ontology annotation, biological process: tRNA wobble position uridine thiolation. Gene Ontology annotation, molecular function: tRNA binding; sulfurtransferase activity.